UGACUGGAAUAAUGGCACUAGAGUACCCUGUAAUGCAUUCGCAGAAACAACAGCAGGAAACGGAAAUGCCGACUUAUUACAAAUAACAAAAUACUUUCCAAUCACACUUCAUAAAAAGUUUAGUAAACGAGAAUACAACAAAGAAGAUCAAGGAAAAUUCCCAAGGAACAGAUACGAUUCUAGGAGAUGGGUAAAGAAUCCCGAAAAAACUGGAUAUCAUACUGACCAGCCAAAAUAUCAAAACCCAGCAUAUAACCGAUUCAUUGACAGACAAGUUAAAAGAUCUAUAACAAACCUACCGUUACCAAAAUCACAUAUUGAAACUCAUAAAAACUUCAGACCAAAGUAUAACCCAUCAGCACAUAAAAAUACAUUCAAGAAAUUUGACAACAAGCGCAAAUUUGCACCAUAUUCAACUAACAAAUUUGACAAGUUCAAAGAACGAAGAGAUAAACUCUCUAAAUUAGAAUGCACACAAUGUGGAAGCACAUAUCACACAGCACAAAACUGCCCUGUGAAACCUAUGGAAAUGGACCAUACAGAAAAAGCCAGAUAUAAAGAAUAUAAAGAAUACCAAAAAUUCAGAAAAGAAAUGAAUUCAUUAGAACAACAAACUAAAGAUCUCACUAUUGAAGAUCAUGAAGAAGACCAAUAUUUCUAA
Ambispora leptoticha is the source of this 661-nucleotide messenger RNA. The record is from the annotation of a GenBank genome assembly. Lineage: Eukaryota; Fungi; Glomeromycota; Glomeromycetes; Archaeosporales; Ambisporaceae.